AUGCCAUCCCGCGAUCCUUGGGAGCCCCCGCGGCGAUCGCUUGUUGUGCAGGAGAUCUGUAAGAAAGUAGGAUGCUCAGCACAAGAGGGGGAUAAGAUGCUUGCGGAAACAGAGCAGGAAUUGAUUUUACACGGUAAUACUUCGGAGAGCACCGCCAUGCUAGAGCAUGCCGCGGCAAGCGGGAUGUCACUAGCUACUCGAAUGUUCCCCUUGUUCAGGAAGCAAGUUCACUUGAGGACCUGCGGCCUGGCGUCUCUCAGCAUCUCGCUCGACUACCUGCUGGGGCACAAGUCGGUGUCGAUCACUGAAGGCGACAUCGAGGCGGUGAUCAACCAGAGCUCUUGCUCUCGUGUGAGUGAGAUCCACAGCCGUGGGAUGACGUUGGCGGAGCUCUCCGAGGUGACCAUGGAGGUGAAGAAGAGCACCAUGGCCGCACCCAUCGCGUCGGAGGUCGUCCGCUUGACAGAUGAAGAUUCUCUCCGAUCUCUACUCACCCAACACCUGGCAUGCCCAAGGGCGUCAGCCACCAGCGCUGUCAUCUGCAACUACAGCAUGGCGGUGGCGGGUCAAGGUCACUGGUGGGGAGGUCACUUCUCCCCUGCAGCAGCGAUGGACCCUGAGACAGAUCGCGUGCUCAUACUUGACGUAUGGAUGUUCACGCAUCCUUUCUGGAUAGAGAUCAAGAGACUCUACAAUGCCAUGGACACAGUCGACAAGACCUGCGGUGAGAGGCGAGGAGUCCUAGUGCUUCAUGCUACCAGGGAGACAUGA
Molecule: messenger RNA, 771 nt
Organism: Guillardia theta CCMP2712
Lineage: Eukaryota; Cryptophyceae; Pyrenomonadales; Geminigeraceae
Exons: 1
Coding region: 1-771 (256 amino acids)
Biological process (GO): response to metal ion; phytochelatin biosynthetic process
Molecular function (GO): metal ion binding; glutathione gamma-glutamylcysteinyltransferase activity
Source: RefSeq, a predicted model, not a curated record